Fonsecaea multimorphosa CBS 102226 is the source of this 1077-nucleotide messenger RNA. RefSeq lists its product as uncharacterized. Gene Ontology annotation, molecular function: hydrolase activity. Bases 1 to 1077 code for a protein of 358 amino acids. The record is from RefSeq and is a predicted model, not a curated record. NCBI's taxonomy places the organism in Eukaryota, Fungi, Ascomycota, Eurotiomycetes, Chaetothyriales, Herpotrichiellaceae. The transcript has a single exon.
AUGGCUGUUGACAAGAUCAAACCCUUCAACGACCCCCGGGUCCAGCUUCGUUCAACCGUCCUCAAUGGCCUGACCUACGGUUAUCUAUACUCUGAACCUCUUCCGUCUGUCGUUCGACGAGGAACAGUCCUUCUUGUUCAUGGAUUCCCCGAUCUUUCAUUUGGGUGGAGAUAUCAAAUUCCAUUCUUGACAUCGCUAGGUCUGACUGUCAUUGCACCGGACUGCGUAGGAUAUGGCCGGACGGACUCUCCUCGACACACCUUAUCCGACUAUGGAUACAAGCGCGCAGCCGACGACCUGGCCACGCUGUGCCAGCAACUCGAUCUAGCACAAAUCGUGCUGGGCGGUCACGACUGGGGCUCAGCCGUUGCGUGGCGCAUGACCCAGUACUACCCCAAGCUUGUCAAGGCACUCUUCAUCUUCGGCGCGCCCUACUUUCCACCAUCAUCCCGCUUUGAGCCUCUGGCAAGUAUCAUCGGCAAUUACCUGCCACAGCUGGCGUACCAAGCACAACUUGUCUCCGGCGAGAUUGAGGACAGGGUACAAUCUCGCGCCGAGAUCCGCAAAUUCCUGAGCGCCGUCUUUGGGGCACUCAACACCGCGCAACCCAACCGUCUGGCUGGCUUCGACGUCCAUUCAGGCGCCAACCUCGACCUGAUCCUCUCUGGCGCCAUCCCUGCUAACGACGACGGCCUGGUCAGCAGCGUCGAGCUUGACUUCUACGCCUCGGAAUUCUCCCGCAACGGCCUCACCGGCCCCGUGAACUGGUAUCGCAUCCGCGAAGUCAACUGGGCCGACGAAUACGCCUACUUUUUCGACAAUGGUAAAGUUCCCCGACCGUCGAACCUACGCUUCGGUCCGGAGCAUGAGAUUCUCUACGUCCGAGCCACGUGUGAUCCCGCCAUCAGUGACAACAUGGUUGCCCGCAUGGUUCCCAAGGUCGACAAGCUGACGCACCAUGAGAUUGAGGCUGGACAUUGGGUUCUGUGGCAGAAACCAGCGGAGGCCAAUCGUAUUCUUGGGCAGUGGUUGGAAGACAAGGUCUUUAAGGAGGGCCACCUAUCCAGCAAGUUGUAG